Molecule: messenger RNA, 1613 nt
Organism: Symphalangus syndactylus (siamang)
Lineage: Eukaryota; Metazoa; Chordata; Mammalia; Primates; Hylobatidae
Product: pyruvate kinase PKM-like
Biological process (GO): glycolytic process
Molecular function (GO): magnesium ion binding; potassium ion binding; pyruvate kinase activity
Source: RefSeq, a predicted model, not a curated record
GCAGCUGCACGUCCCAGGGCUCCUGACCUCUUCGCGUUUGCAGUGUAGCCCAAGUCGGUCAGCACUGGAGGACCUCAGCAUCCAUGUCGAAGCCCCAUAGUGAAGCCGGGACUGCCUUCAUUGAGACCCAGCAGCUACAUACAGCCAUGGCUGACACAUUCCUGGAGCACGUAUGCCACCUGGACAUUCACACACCACCCAUCACAGCCUGGAACACUGGCAUCAUCUGUACCAUUAGUCCAGCUUCCCAAUUGGUGGAGAUGUUGAAGGAGAUGAUUAAGUCUGGAAUGAAUGUGGCUUGUCUGAACUUCUCUCAUGGAACUCAUGAGUACCACGUGGAGACCAUCAAGAAUGUGUGCACAGCCACGGAAAGCUUUGCUGCUGACCCCAUCCUCUACUGGCCCGUUGCUUUGGCUCUGGAUACUAAAGGACCUGAGAUCCGAACUGGGCUCAUCAAGGGCAGCAGCACCACGGAGGUGGGGCUGAAGAUGGGAGCCAUUCUCAAAAUCAUGCUGGAUAAUGCCUACAUGAAAAAGUGUGACGAGAACAUCCUGUGGCUGGACUACAGGAACAUCUGCAAGGUGAUGGAAGUGGGCAGCAAGAUCUAUGUGGAUGAUGGGCUUAUUUCUCUCCAGGGAAAGCAGAAAGGUGCUGACUUCCUGGUGACGGAGGUGGAAAAUGGUGGUUCCUCAGGCAGCAAGAAGAGUGUGAACCUUCCUGGGGCUGCUGUGGACUUGCCUGCUGUGUCAGAGGACAACCAGGACCUGAAGUUUGGGGUCGAACAGGAUGUCGAUAUGGUGUUUGCGUCGUUCAUCUGCAAGGCAUCCGACGUCUAUGAAGUUAGGGAGGCCCUGGGAGAGAAGGGAAAGAACAUCAAGAUAAUCAACAAAAUCGAGAAUCACGUGGGGGUUCGGAGGUUUGAUGAAAUCCUAGAGUCCAGUGAUGGGAUCAUGGUGGCUGGUGGUGAUCUAGGCAUUGAGAUUCCUGCAGAGAAGGUCUUCCUUGCUCAGAAGAUGAUGAUUGGGCGUUGCAGCUGAGCUGGGAAGCCUAUCUGUGACAGUGAUGUGGCCAAUGCAGUACUGAAUAGAGCCGACUGCAUCAUGCUGUCUGGAGAAACAGCCAAAGGGAAUCUGGGGGCUAGGCGCAUGCAGCACCUGAUUGCCCAUGAGGCAGAGGCUGCCAUCUACACUUGCAAUUAUUUGAGGAACUCCUGCCGCCUGACGCCCAUUACCAGCAACCCCACGAAAGCCACCGCCGUGGGUGCCAACGAGGCCUUCUUCAAGUGCUGCAGUGGGGCCAUAAUCGUCCUCACCAAGUCUGGCAGGUCUGCUCACCAGGUGGCUAGAUACCGCCCACGUGCCCCCAUCAUUGCUGUGACAUGGAAUCCCCAGACAGCUCGUCAGGCCCACCUGUACUGUGGCAUCUUCCCUGUGCUGUGCAAGGACCUAGUCCAGGAGGCCAUGGCUGAGGAUGUGGACUGCUGGGUGAACUUGGCCCUGAAUGUUGGCAAGGCCCGAGGUUUCUUUAAGAAGGGAGAUGUAGUCAUUGUGCUGACCGGGUGGUGCCCUGGCUUUGGCUUCACCAACACUAUGCGUGUUGUUCCUGUGCGGUGA